CAAUUUUCCUUUAUAAAUCUCACUCCAUUUCUCACUCGAUCAUCCAAAAACCAAACCCUUGCAUUCUUUCAAGAGAGAGAAACCACACAACCCCCCAAACCAGAGAGUUCUAGAGAGAGAAACACAAGCCCAUGGAGGGUAAAGAAGAAGAUGUGAAGCUGGGAGCCAACAAAUUCCCAGAGAGGCAGCCCAUAGGGACCUCAGCACAGACAGACAAGGACUACAAGGAGCCACCGCCGGCGCCGCUGUUCGAGCCCGGCGAGCUCAAGUCCUGGUCUUUCUGGAGGGCUGGGAUUGCUGAGUUCAUGGCCACCUUCCUCUUCCUCUACAUCACUGUCCUCACUGUCAUGGGGGUUUCCAGGGCACCCAACAAGUGUGCCUCUGUGGGUGUUCAGGGCAUUGCCUGGGCCUUUGGUGGUACCAUCUUUGCCCUUGUUUAUUGUACUGCUGGUGUCUCAGGUGGUCACAUAAAUCCAGCUGUGACAUUUGGUCUCUUCCUAGCAAGGAAGCUCUCCCUGACCAGAUCCGUGUUCUACAUCAUCAUGCAAAGCCUUGGGGCAAUGGCUGGUGCCGGGGUGGUGAAGGGGUUCCAACCGAAGCAGUAUGAGUUGCUCGGCGGUGGAGCUAAUGCGGUGAACCAUGGCUAUACCAAGGGUGACGGCCUAGGCGCUGAGAUUGUUGGCACUUUUGUUCUUGUGUACACUGUUUUCUCUGCCACUGAUGCCAAGAGAAAUGCCAGAGACUCUCAUGUCCCUAUCUUGGCUCCACUCCCCAUUGGGUUUGCUGUAUUUUUGGUGCAUUUGGCAACCAUCCCCAUCACCGGAACUGGCAUCAACCCUGCUAGGAGUCUGGGAGCUGCCAUCAUCUACAACAAGGGCCAUGCAUGGGAUGAUCAUUGGAUCUUCUGGGUCGGACCAUUCAUCGGAGCUGCACUUGCUGCACUCUACCAUCAGAUAGUCAUCAGAGCCAUCCCAUUCAAGACCAGGGAUUGACAUGGUAAUCCCCGUCGGGCCUUGUUCUCCCCGUCGGGCCUUGUUCUCCCCGUCGGGCCUUGUUCUGUCUAAAUGCUGCGAUU
Messenger RNA from Malus domestica (apple), 1075 nucleotides. It is a transcript of the gene PIP1, whose product is annotated as aquaporin PIP1-1. Lineage: Eukaryota; Viridiplantae; Streptophyta; Magnoliopsida; Rosales; Rosaceae. Gene Ontology annotation, biological process: response to water deprivation; transmembrane transport. Gene Ontology annotation, molecular function: water channel activity. The record is from RefSeq and is marked provisional. Gene Ontology annotation, cellular component: plasmodesma; plasma membrane; vacuole.